GUUUUCAACUUGGGGAGGUCUAGUACCGGCCACGCACAGCAAACAAAGAUGGCGGAUGUGCGUCUUUUUUGAUAAACACUCGAUAAACAUUCCGAAUGAUUUACUAAUCGAAUCGUGGUGAUAGCUUUUGAUGGCAGGUUCUGAAUUCAAAAGCGCUUGGUUUCUUCUGCUCUCUCCCAUUGGUUUAGCGGUCUAACGACAACUCUAACUUUAUUCAAACCGUAGAGUGUUUUAGCAGCUGUAUGGCUUUACACUGAAAUGAGUCACCAUGAUGUAUACACCAAAGUAUGACUACAAGAUCAUAUGUGGAAAGCUAAGAAGGGUCCCAGUGAGGGACAAGCAUGGAGAAGGACUACAGACAUACCCCAGAGACAGAUUCGAGUCAGGAGUAACUCCCAUCAAGAUUGGCAGCCGUUACUCUACAAUACCCCCGAUCACUGCAGCCUCUGGUUAUCCAUCUGCACGCCCAAGUGAUGAAGUGCUUGUCGACCGCAUCCAGCCAUUAAUUUCUAGGGUGCCAAGGGCAAGGCUUACUAGAGUGAGAGAGGGGUUUAAGCAUCAUGACUACCAAAAGGAUGGUUCAGGACGGGCAACCACAGAUGAGUUGCGUCAUGUACUGAAUGCCAAUAGCAUCUUCAUCCUGGAUCCAACCCUUAGCCACCUUGUGGACAAAUUCAAAUCAGAGCUUGGGGGAGUGAGAUACAAUGAUUUGUGUGACUUUUUAGAGGAAUGCUACGAUUCAUAUAGCCAGCGUCAUUCCAAGCUAGGUGUCUUCUCAAGUCAAUCUUUCAACACCCCUCUCUAUACUAAGCCUGUAUCUGUAUCAAGGCCACCACGUGAUGAUUCACUACUUAAGCUGGAACUAGAGCAUGAACUAAAACGAGCUGCAGAGGAGGGGCUAUUUGCAGACUUAAAGAAUUUGAAAUCAUCUUUUGAGAAUUCAAGAGAUAGAGAAAACUUACCAUAUAGAGAGGCGAUAAGACUUUGCCCACCUGAUAGAUUGCCGAUAACCCUAGAUCUGUUAGAGAAAGCACUUUCUGUCCAUCGGAUUGAGGGGUCUGCCAAGACUGACUGGAGAUCAUUUAUUGAGCUUCUGGAGCCAAUUGUGAAUAAAGUAAUGUCAUCAAGGGGCAAUACAAAUCAACGCAGCUCCAACAUUCAGACACAGACUAAUGCAGAUUCAAAGAAUAAUUCAUAUCAUAUUAAUAAAAUAUCAAGAACCCAAGGCAAAGAUCCAGACCCUGUAUUUAUUAAGUUAAGGGGAAGAAGAAUUCCUGUGUACCCCCCUGACAAUGCCCAACCUAACACAAACCCUGACAAGCCUGAUCAGAGACUUGCAUUGGAGUGGGUAUAUGGAUACCGUGGCAAGGACUGUCGUAAUAAUCUUGUUGUGGUGAAUGAAACAGGAGAGUUAGCCUACUUCACUGCAGCUAUUGUUGUUUUGUACAACCUCAAGAAGCACACUCAACGACACUACACUCAACAUACGGAUGAUGUCAAAAGCCUUGCAGUCCAUCCAGAUGGAAGGACCAUUGCGUCCGGCCAAGUAGCUGGCCAUGAAGAAGUACAAGGAGAGCCCCACUUCCGUAUCUGGGACGUCGUCAGGCUGGAGACAAUAGCUGUUAUUGGUCUUGGUCAUUUUGGACGAGCUGUGAACUCACUGGCUUUCUCCAAAAAGGAUCAUGGACGGUAUAUUGUGUCAGUUGAUGAUGAUGACUAUCAUACAAUCACUGUGUGGGACUGGGAACGAAAUAAGAUAGUAGCCAGUGCACGGGGCCACAUGGAUCAGGUACUAGUGGCGAGUUUCACGCCGUUUGAGGUCAAUGAAGGGGUGCUUUCUCUGGUGUCCUGUGGGAAACAACAUGUCAGCUUCUGGAACAUAGAGGAGGGAAGGCUCAAAUGCGACCGCGGGAGAUUCGAUCAUCAUGUGAAGCCGCUAUAUAUCUCCUGUCUGACGUUUGCCCGGAAUGGUGACGUCAUCACGGGUGACACUAAUGGGACUAUAUAUGUAUGGCGUGAAGGAACCAACGAAAUUUCGUCAUCAAUAACAAACGCUCACCAGGGCCCUGUGUACGCCCUGCUUGUACUCCCUAAUGGUGAUUUGCUCUCUGGCGGAGGAAAAGACGGGACAGUCCGGGCGUGGAACAACAUGAAGGAGCUUAGUCCCACGGGCGUCGAGCUACGACUGCACGAGUACGGCGUGACAGGGAUCCGCACGCUUGCGUUUGAUGAUAGUAACACCCUGUACAUCGGCACCACCGAUAACUGCAUCUGGAGUGCCGUGCUGUCUCUUUCCAAGUCUCCCCUGGCGAACGCUGACAAGAAACAGCUUAUCUCGGGCCACUCGGGUAGCCUACAAGGCUUGGCCGCUCACCCAAGCGAGCCAAAAUUCUUUACGGCUGGAAGUGACAUGACUGUGAGAGUUUGGAACUCCGCUGACCACUCAGUUCAGUUGUUUCGUCCACCUGCCGACAACAGAGACAAGAAGUUGAUCCCAUGCGCAGUCUCUGUGAGCUCGACCGCUGACACUAUUGCUGUCGGUUACAAAGACGGCAGUUUUGGCAUUUUCAAUGUCAAAUCAGGAGAGCCGAUAUUCUUUAAGAAGAGAUGCGCACAAGAAAAGAUUUCAGACCUGAAGUAUUCACCAGAUGUUAAAUGUUUGGCUGUAGCGUCGCAUGAUAACAACAUCUAUGUUUACACGCUGGAGAAUGGCGGUAAAUCGAUGGAAUUGUGCGGAAAAUGCGAGGGACAUACAAGCUACGUCACUCAUUUCGACUGGUCAGUGGGCAGUGAUUUUAUCCAGAGCACAUCCGGGGACUACGAGCUGCUUUUUUGGGACGCCAAGAAAUGUGAGCAGAUCAAGUUGGCGAAAGACAUGCGCAACACGGAGUGGGCCACGCAGAACUGUGUGCUUGGGUACCCUGUGCUUGGAAUCUGGCCUAAAAAAGCUGACGGCACAGAUAUAAACUCCGUCGAUAGAUCACACUCCAGGACUUUGCUCGCAACCGGAGAUGACUUCGGUGACGUGAACCUUUUCAGAUACAUGUGCGACGAUAGAAAGGCUGAGCCACGUGUCGCCAAGGGACAUAGUGCGCAUGUCACCUGUGUGAGAUUCCUCGCCGACGACACGCGCCUGAUCUCUGUAGGCGGACGGGAUGCGAGUAUUCUUCAGUGGAGAAUAGUAUAGACUCUCUUACCUCACGAUAAAACAUUAGGGACCUUAAGCAGCGACGACGGCAACGCGCCUGAUCUCUGCAGGCGCACUAGCUUACCUGUAGGUGUUGAGUUUCGGCGAGAAAAGCCGAAGUUCGUUAUCUUGACCACCAUUUUUGACGCGGAAGAGCGGGACGAGCGAAAAAAAAUAACGCGGUGGGGGAAAUAGGCAUUACUUCCCCCUUUCCCGCUCGCCCCACUCCUCUGCGUCCGUAUUUUCCAAAAUGGCGGCCAAAUAACUUACACAGGGUUUUUUCGCCGAAAUAAAACUCUGACGCCUACAGAUAGGCUAUCAAUGGACGGGAUGCGAGUAUUCCUCAAGCGGAGGAUAGAAUAGACUCUCUUACCUCCUGGUCAAUGAUAAAAAUCGAUAACAGAGUCCAUAUCAUAAUACAUACUGUAAAGUUUGGUGUAGAGAACAGUGGUCAUACUCGAGAACACAAGGGCGGCGGAGGGGGAGGGGCUACCCCCAGGUGCGGUGACUGUGGUGAUCAGCAAUGUACAGCAUUAGAGAAUAGUAAAGAUUUCCACAUUAAAGAGCAGACGUGACUG
Molecule: messenger RNA, 3765 nt
Organism: Nematostella vectensis (starlet sea anemone)
Lineage: Eukaryota; Metazoa; Cnidaria; Anthozoa; Actiniaria; Edwardsiidae
Product: echinoderm microtubule-associated protein-like 2
Exons: 25
Coding region: 269-3187 (972 amino acids)
Biological process (GO): microtubule cytoskeleton organization
Cellular component (GO): mitotic spindle
Molecular function (GO): microtubule binding
Source: RefSeq, a predicted model, not a curated record